AUGACGCUCAUCGAUCGCGACUGGGAGGAGAAGAUCCUGCCAUCGAUUCGAGUUUAUCGCCAAGAGCCAGGAAACUGCAUUAUGCCGCAAGCAUUCGUAGUACCUUCCUCUGCUCCAUGGCCAGAGAAGGCGUGGGGAAAGCCGCUUGGAAUAGUGGUCAGUGAAAUGCGAUUCCGUAAGGCGUACGCGGAGCAAGCGGCUCGAGACAAGGACGUGCUAGACGCUCUCGGAUUCGCGUGGGAUCGGAGUGACGCGGUGUGGAACGAGAUCGUUAUUCCCGCGCUCGAAGUGUACGUCGACACUUGCAGGAAUGGCAAAGUUCCGUUCCAGUUUGUUGUUCCCUCGGAAGACCCGUGGCCUAGGGGAAGCGCCUGGGACGGCUACUCGUAG
Molecule: messenger RNA, 390 nt
Organism: Phytophthora sojae
Lineage: Eukaryota; Oomycota; Peronosporomycetes; Peronosporales; Peronosporaceae
Exons: 1
Coding region: 1-390 (129 amino acids)
Source: RefSeq, a predicted model, not a curated record